This is a messenger RNA of Osmia lignaria (orchard mason bee), 2752 nucleotides long. RefSeq names its product U3 small nucleolar RNA-associated protein 14 homolog A. The record is from RefSeq and is a predicted model, not a curated record. Gene Ontology annotation, biological process: rRNA processing. Lineage: Eukaryota; Metazoa; Arthropoda; Insecta; Hymenoptera; Megachilidae. Gene Ontology annotation, cellular component: nucleolus; small-subunit processome.
UUUCUUAUUUUGUGAGUAGGGAGCGCCUUCGGAUUCAACGUGUUAAUUCUUUCAUGACUAUAGGUUUAUUCUGCUUCCGGGACGGAAGCAUGUGUUUUUGAAUUUUGAUACAGAAAAAUAGAAAAAUGAGUGAUUUAGAAUUUUUAGACGAUACAGAGCAAGAUGUAUCAAAAUUUCAUUCUAAAUUACUUGAUGCGGUAUCGCAGCUUGAUAAAGGACAAAGGGUUAAAAAGGCAGAAAGAAGUGAACCUACAUUAGAAGUAUCAGAAUUUCAUUUGGUAAAAAGUGGAAUAUCUGAUGUAGAUACUGUUCGAGUACAUGAUUUAGCUAAGGUGUUAGGUAAAAAGGGUCAUCAUCUUGAUGUUACUAAAAGCCUAGAAUCUGCGAAAAGAAAGAUCCGUGUUCUGCAGAAACCCUUGGAAAAACCUGCUGCAGAAAGAAUAAAACGCAUAGUUGGUUUUGAAAAUGCAAAGAAAGAAUUAAAGAAAUGGAAUGCUAUAAUAACAAAAAACAGAACAGCAGAAACCCUUCACUUUCCUUUAAACCAACCAUCAAUGAAAUUAGAACCAUCUAAAGAAUUUGUUAAGAGAUUUAGGAUACAGUCAGACUUAGAAAAAGAGCUUGCUUUAUUGGAACCACAAAAGGAAAAUAUUGAACAGAAAGAGGAUACAUUAAAAUUGACAUUAAACGAAGUUAUUAUGAGAAGAAAAGAAGCAGCCAGAAUUAGGGCACAACAGUCUUAUAAAGAAGCAAGGGCUCGUCGUCAAAACAAAAUUAAAAGUAAAAAAUUUCACCGUGUUCAAAAGAAAGAGAAAAUAAAACUACAAUUAAAAGAAUUUGAGCAGUUACAAAAAACUAAUCCAGAAGCUGCAUUGGAAAAGCUUGAGCAGUUAGAUAAAACUAGAGCAGAAGAACGAAUGUCACUAAGACAUAAAAAUACAGGGAAAUGGGCUAAAUCAAAGCUAAUUAUGGCAAAGUAUGAUAAAGAAACCAGACAAGAACUUGCACAACAAUUAUCAAUUAGCCGAGAAUUAACACAAAAGUUAAAAAAAUCGACUGAUAGAGAAGAAGAUGAUGAAGAAGAGGACGAGAGUAUAAAUUACACUGCAUAUUUGCGAUCAUCCAAUGACAAAGAAAAUCCAUGGAUUAAUAACACUAAAAGUGAAUCAGAAAUCGAUCAAUUUAUUAGCAGUUAUCGUAAAUAUUGGGAUGAUCAAAAGAGCCAAUUCAAAAAUCAACAGUCAGAUACCAUUAAUAAAAACAAAAUUGAAAUUGAAAAUAAACAAACAGAAAUUUCUUCAAAAAAUUUAAAAGAUUCUAAUAUUUCCAACAUUACAUUACAUUACAACACUGUGUCUAAAACAGAAUCUCCAAAAAUUCAACACGUUCAAGAAAUACCAAAACAGAAAUCAAAUAAUCAAAUAACUCCAUUAGAACAUUUAAAGGCUUCUACUUUUCAAGAUCAAAAUAGUACUUGUAAUGUGGAGUCAUUUAAAAAACAAAACCAUAAGAAGAAUGAAAAAAUAUUGGCUUCUAAUGCUGAAACUAUAAAACAUAGUUCAUCUAAUGUCACUAUAAAGAGGAAAUUAUCUAACAACAAUAAGAAAAUGGAUAAAAAAGCUAAUUUACACGCAUCAAAUAAUAUUACAGCUACUUCCGCUUGGAAUGUGGAAUUCUUAGAAAAUAAUCAUGCACCGAAUGUAUCUAAUUCUUUAACAUCUGGUCACUCGAACACUGAAAAAAUAAAUAAAAUGUUUGAUGUUAUGGAAGACAAAAUGAAUGAUCGGAUUAAAUUGAAAUUGCAACAGGUUACUCAAAAAUAUAUCACAGCUAAAAGAAAGAGUAAAUUUAAGAAUAUUAUCGAGGACGAAAAAGAUCAUUUUGAUGGACUUGAAAUUCAAGCUAAAAAUCGGAGACCUAUCAUAGAUUCAUCUUUAAUCGAAAGUAUCACUAACGGAAGUUUAGAAUUAGAUACUGAAUUACAGAAUUCUAAAAAUAUUAAAUACGAUAAUGUAUUAUCUGUAAAUAAAUCAAACGCGUCUGAAGUAGAAAUAGAUCCAAAUAAGUACAUAAAUGUAAAACCUAAGCAAUUAAAGACAGAUAUCCCAGCUGAUAUUUUAGAAGGUAAUGACGCUUUGGAUGAUGUUGAAGAUGAAGAAGAAAGGUAUAAUGUAAUAAGUGAAGCGUUUGCGGACGAUGAUGUUGUAGAAGAAUUUAGAAAAGAAAAAGAACAAGAGAUAGAACAGUCUCGACCGAAAGACAUUGACUUAACUCUACCAGGUUGGGGUAAUUGGGGUGGAAAGAAUGUAAAGGCAUCAAGACGUAAAAGAAAACGCCUUAUUAUAAAAGUACCAAAAGAUAUACCUCGUAAGGAUGAGAAUAAAGGUGAUGUAAUAAUAUUUGAAGAAGAGAAGUCUAAAAUAAAGCAACAUUUGGUUAACGAGUUGCCGCAUCCGUUUACAACUGUUCAAGAUUAUGAAGCUAGUCUGAGAAUGCCAAUUGGUAGAAACUUUGUACCAGAAAAUUCAUUCCAGAAAUUAAUCAAACCUCCUGUUAAAACUACCCUGGGAAAAAUUAUCGAACCAAUGAGUGAUGAUGUAUUAAUUAAAAAACAAGGAAACCAGAAACAAAAAUUUAUUCCUAAGAAAAAGAAAAAAAUAAAAUAGAUAAAUUUAUAUCAUACAGUAAUUGUGUAACAAUUAAUUUUGAAUGAAUAACAUUUAAAUUUGAUUCUGAAAUGUACUUUUUAUCA